Molecule: messenger RNA, 1672 nt
Organism: Nomia melanderi (Alkali bee)
Lineage: Eukaryota; Metazoa; Arthropoda; Insecta; Hymenoptera; Halictidae
Product: methyltransferase-like protein 25B
Source: RefSeq, a predicted model, not a curated record
AGCAACGAUGGCCGCACUUGCAGACGCUCAGUGUGUAUGCACUGUCUGUACAAAAAUACGUGUUACAAUCGACCACAUUUUGUGCGUUUUAGAUAUAUACGGUUGGCUAUUAGAUUCUUAUGUCGUGGAUUUUUUUCAAGACAGAUUAUGGGAUAGAUUGCCUGCAAGUUGGAGGUUCUCUCUGAAAGAUACAUCUCCUCAAGAGUUUGGGAAAUGGUUGUCGGGAGACAUCUCGUGCACACGAGUGUGGCCAUUAUCGUUACUUGCACUUCGUCAAGUAACUAACAAUUUGCAAAUUAAUAGAAAUAAUGAGGACCCAGCAAGUGUUGUAUCUUGUGAACUGAACAAUAUAGAAAGAAAUAAUGAUGAAAAGAAUGUUGAUGAAGCUCAAGCAGAUGUACCAAAUGAAUUUAGUCCCUUAGAUAGUAAAUUUAAUAAAUUGUUUUCGAAGCAUAUAAAAAAGAAAAAGAAAUAUGAAAUACAAGAAAUAGCACAAGUAUGUGCGAAUUGUGCGUAUGACUCUAAUUGUAAAUGUAUUGUUGAUAUUGGAGCUGGAAUGGGUCACUUGGCUCGUAUCUUAGCAUUUCGACAUGGAUUAUGCGUUACCUGCAUUGAACAAGAUUGCAUAUUACUGCAACAAGCUAGGAAAUGGGAUCAAGAACUGUUAAUGUCUGUGAAAAAGCAUUUACCUAAUUUCUGUAAGAAAGGACCACAGCAUUACACAGCCAAAUUGGAGUCAUCUAAUUUAAUUGAAUCAGAAUUAGUUAGCCACCUACAAGACUUAUUUCAAACUGGAUUUAACUUAAGUAAAACAGACACUGCAUUUGGUCUUGUAGGGCUACAUCCUUGUGGAGAUUUAGCUCCAUUGUUGUUAAGGCUUUAUUGUUCCAGAAGUGAAGCCAAAUUUAUUUGUAUUGUAGGAUGUUGUUACAUGAAAUUAACUUUAAAGUCAGGAAUAAGUGAAGUAAAGGGUUACCCACUUAGCAAUUACCUGAUGGCAUGUAAAAAUCAUACAUUAAGUUAUACUUCAUUAGAAGUGGCAUGUCAUGCCAUUGAAAAGUACUGUGACAAAUUAAAGACUGGGAAUUAUGAAGAUUUAAUAGUCCACACAUACAGAGCAGCUUUAGAAACAAUUUUAAUAAAGAAAAGUGAAAAACUAAGGCACAGUCAAUUAAGGAAUGUCAAAGUGACAAAAGGGAUGACAUUUCAACAGUACUGCAUUGCAGCAACAUUGCAUUUCGCUACUUACCUGCAACCAACAGACUCCGACAUCGAUAAUCCAGAGAUUAACGGCCGCCUAAAUCGCUGGAAAGAAGUCAUAGUAUUCGGUUCGUUGCGAAUGAUGUUGGCGCCAUUAGUGGAGACCGUUGUGCUGUUCGACAGAUUCCUAUAUCUAUCUGAAAAGCAUUUAUCCCCGACAUUAAAACCAGUGUUCGACAGCAGACUAUCGCCACGGAAUUUAGUACUAAUAUCUAGGAAAAAUAAUUAGUCAAUUAAUCAGUGUCAUAUCACCUUCCGACGAAUCGCUGUUUCGAACAUCGCCGAUUCACCCCACCCCGCCAACGGAACAUUCCUGCAGUCGCAGUUCCCGCGUCCACGAAUCAAAGUUUGCCCAGCUUACAAUGUGCCUUUGAUUGGACAAUACCAUUCAAUUACAAUUGUCGAUGAACAA